This is a messenger RNA of Vitis riparia (riverbank grape), 2250 nucleotides long. Its product is annotated as CBL-interacting serine/threonine-protein kinase 8. The record is from RefSeq and is a predicted model, not a curated record. The coding region runs from base 473 to 1816 and encodes 447 amino acids. Lineage: Eukaryota; Viridiplantae; Streptophyta; Magnoliopsida; Vitales; Vitaceae. Gene Ontology annotation, molecular function: protein kinase activity; ATP binding. Gene Ontology annotation, biological process: signal transduction; protein phosphorylation. The transcript has 14 exons.
ACCAAACCACCACCCCACCCCACCCCCUCAAACCACUCCAAUAUAUAAACCAUUUUCAUAGCCCGAACGGCUGCCUCUCGGCUUUCGGCUUUCAACUUCGGUUUCACGCUAAAACAACCCAAAAGUGGCAAUUGAUUCUUUUUUUAUGCUUUUCCUGUUUUAAUUCAAAACGGUAAGCAGAUUCGGAUUCGGGAAGACCCAUUUUUCUCUGCCUUUUGCUUUUUCUCACUUGCCCAUGAAAAACAAACCGAUUGGCUUCAAAUUUUCCAGAUAAUUUUUCCGACCUACCAAUCAAGCUCUUUUAGCUUUCGUGCUGGAUUCGGGAUUUUUUAAUUCUUAAAAUAUUUAGAAGGGGAGAAAGCUUCUGAUAGACUUUGUUGAAAUUUAGUGUUCUAGAGAGAGAGUUUGGGCGUUUUGGUGAAUGUAAUGGUAGAAGAGAAUUGAUUAGUUACACAAGGCAGAGAGAUCAGAGAUGGUGGCGGUGCGGAAGGUUGGCAAGUAUGAGGUGGGGAGGACGAUCGGAGAAGGGACCUUCGCUAAGGUAAAGUUCGCGCAGAACACGGAGACCGGUGAGAGUGUGGCCAUGAAAGUGCUCGAUCGCAGCACCAUCAUCAAGCACAAGAUGACCGACCAGAUUAAGAGGGAGAUAUCUAUAAUGAAGCUUGUUAGACAUCCAUAUGUUGUUCGUCUUCAUGAGGUUCUAGCAAGCCGUACAAAAAUAUAUAUAAUCUUGGAGUUCAUCACAGGUGGCGAGUUGUUUGAUAAAAUAGUUCACCAUGGCCGACUAAGUGAAAAUGAAUCUAGAAGAUACUUCCAACAGCUCAUUGAUGGUGUGGAUUAUUGCCACAGUAAGGGAGUCUACCACAGAGACUUAAAGCCUGAAAACCUUCUACUAGAUUCCCAAGGAAAUCUAAAGAUUUCAGAUUUUGGUCUCAGUGCGUUGCCUGCGCCGGGAGUUAGCCUCCUUAAGACAACUUGUGGUACUCCUAACUAUGUAGCACCAGAGGUACUCAGUCACAAGGGUUAUGAUGGUGCUGUAGCAGAUGUCUGGUCUUGUGGUGUCAUCCUUUAUGUUCUGAUGGCUGGAUAUCUCCCGUUUGAUGAGCUUGAUUUAACCACUCUGUACAGUAAGAUCGAGAGAGCAGAAUUUUCAUGCCCAUCCUGGUUUCCGGUGGGAGCAAAAUCCCUGAUUCAUAGAAUUUUAGACCCAAAUCCUGAAACUCGCAUUCGAAUUGAACAGAUCAGGAGCGAUGAGUGGUUUAGAAAGGGGUAUAUUCCAGUCCGACUUCUUGAAUAUGAAGAUGUUAACCUGGAUGAUGUAAACGCUGUGUUUGAUGAUCCUGAGGAACAACAUGCUAAUGAUCAACAUGGAAAUGAGGACAUGGGUCCUCUGAUUCUUAAUGCAUUUGACCUAAUAAUUCUUUCUCAGGGCCUAAACCUUUCAGCUCUGUUUGAACGGGGAGAGGGCCCUGUAAAGCAUCAAACACGUUUCGUUUCACAGAAACCACCAAGAGUUGUUCUAUCAAGCAUGGAAGUUGUUGCACAAUCCAUGGGUUUCAAGACACAUAUUCGCAAUUAUAAGAUGAGGGUGGAAGGCAUUUCAGCCAAUAAGAUGGAACAUUUCUCAGUCAUGUUGGAAAUUUUUGAAGUUGCUCCCACAUUUAUUAUGGUAGACAUUCAGAAAGCAGCUGGAGAUGCUGGUGAAUACCAGAAGUUUUACAAGAACUUCUGCAGCAAUCUGGAGGAUAUCAUCUGGAAACCACUCAAUGAAUCGAGCAAAUCAAGGAUCACCAAGACGAAGAGUAAAAAGGGUUGAUUGUUUACUGGAAACCACCAAAUCAAUCAAGCAAAUCAAGGAUGACCAAGACAGAGAAUUAGAUGUAUUGAAUUGUUUUCCAGAAGGCCAGCUACAAAUGCCAAAUAUGUUCAUAUAUAGGGUCGACCUGUUGCCUUAAACUGUGGAAACUGCUGUAUCCUUGGAAGUGCAGAUUCCAUUGCAGCUUUACCUACACUGCACCACUAAAAAAAAGGAGGAAAAAAAAAAAAAAAAAAAAACAUUUGCAACUUCUAAUAUGAUUAGUGCCUGUAUAUCAUAUAUCUCUAUUUUGUGAGUAGUUCAUCUCUUACGAUUGUAAUGCCAUUUUGUAGACAAGAGAAUAAUAGCUGAUAGUUGUUAUCAAAACGAGUAGAAACCCAUGUCUUGCCGGGGUUUAAAUGAAUGGAGAGGUUCGGAAUUUUCUUUGAGUUUAA